AUGACGUCCAUUGCGGAGGGGCUAUUUAAGUCUCUUCCAAAGCCGAAAUACACCGGCGAAGAUGAGGAGUUGCCGCAACACGCGCAGCCCCAUGGUCCGCGGGUUGUUGGCCCCGACCAGAUUGACGAGUCUCAAAUUGUGAUAAGGAAAACCGGCCCCCCUCCCUAUGGAAAUCGAACCGGUUGGCGGCCCCGAGCCGCAGAAGACUUUGGUGAUGGUGGCGCGUUUCCCGAGAUCUUGGUCGCACAGUAUCCGCUGGACAUGGGUCGGAAGGGUACCUCGUCGACCUCGAAUGCUCUCACCGUGCAGGUUGAUGCAGAAGGUAAAGUCAAAUACGAUGCCAUCGCGCGCCGCGGCCACAGUGACGAUCGUGUCGUACAUGCCUCCUUCAAGGAUCUGAUUCCCCUCCGACAACGGGUUGAUAUGGGCGAGGUCUCGCUUGACCGACCAUCGGAGGAAGAGGUCGCGGCCCAAAUGGAGAAGACGAAGAAUGCCCUGGCAAGCCUGGUGGAUGGGGCCCUGGCGGCGCAGAAACCCAAGAACGUGAAGGGUAGUCGUCGGGCCGAGCCAACUUUCGUGCGCUAUACGCCUGCCAACCAGAUGGGCGACACCACCCGGAAGAACGAUCGCAUCAUGAAAAUUGUCGAUAGGCAACAGGAUCCUAUGGAGCCUCCUAAGUUCAAGCAUAAGAAAAUCCCUCGUGGACCGCCCUCGCCACCCCCACCUAUCAUGCAUUCGCCGCCGCGUAAGCUCACGGCCGAGGACCAGGAAGCCUGGAAGAUCCCGCCUCCCGUCUCGAACUGGAAGAAUCCUAAGGGUUACACCGUGCCCCUAGACAAGCGUCUGGCGGCGGAUGGCCGUGGUCUACAGGACGUCACGAUCAACGACAAGUUUGCCCAGUUUGCCGAAGCCCUGUUUACUGCAGACAGACAUGCCCGUGAAGAGGUGCGACUGCGGGCGCAGAUGCAGCAGAAGCUGGCCGAGAAGGAGAAGGCACAGAAGGAGGAACAUCUCCGGGCGUUGGCCCAGAAGGCUCGCGCCGAGCGCGUUGGAAGCAGCCGACGGGAUUCGCGCGCCGCGUCCGGUUCUCGCUCUCGCUCCCGCAGCGGUAGCCGCAGUCCGGCGUAUUCGUCGCGAUCGGGGACGCCCAGUGAGGAUGAAAGUGCCGCGCGGGCACGAGAGCAGAUGCGUCGGGAGCGUCGCCAGGACGCCGAACGCCAACUGCGUCAGUCCCGGAUGGGCACGGAGCGGCGGAUCCAGAUGAUGGCGCGGGAACAGAGCCGGGAUAUCUCGGAGAAAGUGGCCUUGGGACUAGCCAAGCCGACGCAGUCGUCGGAGACCAUGUAUGAUUCCCGUCUGUUCAACCAGACGAGCGGCAUGGACACGGGAUUCAACGAGGAUAACCCAUAUGACAAGCCAUUAUUUGCAGCGCAGGACGCCAUCAACAGCAUCUACCGGCCGCAGGCGCAGGUGGACGUCGACGACGACGAGGGCGGCGAGGGGGAGAUUAGCAAGAUCCAGAAGUCCGGUCGAUUCGAAGUCUUGGGCAAAGCCAAGGAAGGGUUCCGAGGCGCUGCUGAUGCCGAGGAUCGGGACGGACCCGUCCAAUUCGAAAAAGAUACCGCCGAUCCGUUUGGAAUCGACAGCAUGAUCGCUGAUGUGACCAGCGGCGCAGGGCAAAAGCGAUAUGGGAUCCAGGAGGUGGAGCGUGACGACCGAGAGUCGAAACGGGCUCGCGUGGACGACGAGUAA
Aspergillus tanneri is the source of this 1752-nucleotide messenger RNA. RefSeq names its product SKIP/SNW domain-containing protein (gene PRP45). Bases 1 to 1752 code for a protein of 583 amino acids. Gene Ontology annotation, biological process: mRNA splicing, via spliceosome. Lineage: Eukaryota; Fungi; Ascomycota; Eurotiomycetes; Eurotiales; Aspergillaceae. Gene Ontology annotation, cellular component: spliceosomal complex. The record is from RefSeq and is a predicted model, not a curated record. The transcript is spliced from 3 exons.